Molecule: messenger RNA, 6529 nt
Organism: Triplophysa rosa
Lineage: Eukaryota; Metazoa; Chordata; Actinopteri; Cypriniformes; Nemacheilidae
Gene: nckap5l
Product: NCK-associated protein 5-like
Exons: 12
Coding region: 450-4925 (1491 amino acids)
Biological process (GO): microtubule depolymerization; microtubule bundle formation
Cellular component (GO): microtubule plus-end
Source: RefSeq, a predicted model, not a curated record
CAGUCAGAAAACAGACACAGGGUAAAGUGGAUUAAAGUCAUGAAACGGUUCUAGCUAAUCCAGAAGUAUUACAAAUGCUGUGAAACGUAUUGCCAUCCUUUCAUCACUUACCCAUAAUUACAGCGGUAUGUAGAUUUGACUUCCUUAAAGGGCGUAUUCCUUAAUAUCCGUAUCGCGUGUGUGAGUUUAGACAGACAUAAAUGAGAAAUUGAGCACGGCACUCUGAAUUAAAAAAGAAGUUUUAAUUUUUUAACAUUUUUUUUACAUUUCUUUUUUUUGUUUCAAAAACGAAACCAGAGAACCGACCUGGAAUACCGGUUAUUUCUUCUCCUCUAGCUAUGUUCACGCUAAAGAAGGCUAUCGUAUAAACUUGCUCUUCAGACUAUAAAAUGUCAUUUAUGUUUUGUGCCUAAGGCUUUGGAUUUGUACAAUAUAUCUUGGUACAGACAAUGUCGGAAGAGGCCCAAAAUAGAGUGGACGAGGACUUUGAGUCUGAGGAGGGUGAUCUUGAGUCCUAUCUGGAGGAAGAGAGUAGCAGUGAGCUCCUAGAGAGAGUAAAGGAACUUCAGGCUGAGAACUCUGCUCUUUCCCUGGCAAAUGAGAGUCAGAGAGAAGCAUAUGAGCGAUGCUUGGACGAGGUGGCCAACCAUGUUGUCCAAGCUUUGCUCAAUCAAAAGGAUUUGCGAGAGGAAUGCAUUAAGCUGAAAAUGCGAGUGUUUGACUUGGAGAGGCAGAACAGAACACUGUGUGAACUCCUUCAGGAGAAAUUACACAGUCAAUCAUGUGUACACCAGCAGCAGCCGGGGCCCUGUUUGGAACACAUCGGCGAGCUGCAGCACAGUGAAUCUAACAAACUAAUAGAGACUCAGAGAAAUCCACAGGCCAAGGGAACCAGUGAAUUUGCACAAAACUGCAUACCUGACACCCAGGGUUCGUCCACCUCCAUGGAGGCCAUGUCUCCAUUCUUAAAAAAGAAAGCACACAUAUUAGAAGUCCUCCGCAAGCUUGAAGAAACUGAUCCUCUUCGGUACCAUCGCUCCUCUGGCAUUCCGUCAAUCUGUGACUACAGCCAGGCUCUUGCCUCUAAGGAGGCUGUAUUAGCCUGCAGAGACAAUUCAUCCAGGUGCAAUGCACCCAAAGCACAUUGUUCCCAUUCCUGUCCAGAUGUUUGCACACAUCCACAUUUGAAUGGAGGAGAUCACAGCAAUGUCAAGUGUGGUAGCUGUAGCACAUGUCUGAUGCUGUCCAAUAAAGAUUCUGUCAGCUUAGCGAAGGGUAGCCACAAUUGUUGCACUUCAUCCCCUGUUACUAUUGACAACCUAAAUUUAGCUCGGUCUGAUUUUCAGGAGAAUUCGGAAUUGCAGGACCUCGUGAAGCCUGCCACGGGUACAAAUGAACUGUUUGUAAAUAGGACGUCUGCUGAUGUGUCUGUUCUUUCAGCAGAGCAAGGUCCAUCCAGUGAUCCCCACCCUUUAGAAGCCCUAGAUCCUUACUUAAGAUUGUCAAUUUCAGAAAGAGAUCCGACUAGAGCAGUUUCUGAUCUUUUUCUGGUAGAAACAAGAGACAAGAAUAGGUUAUCUGACCUUCUGCUCGAGUCCCAGUCAAACAGGUCUAGUGGUAGCACCUGCAAUGACACGAUUUAUGAUGAUGGCUCAAUUGAUGUCAACCUGCUGGACUCUGAUCUGAAGCACUUAAACAUUGUAGCACCUCAGAGACUUGAGAAGGUCAGUGGUAGUGAAGAGUUUGCAGUGAAAGAAGACACGGACUGUCUCUGUCGAGCCAGCAUGGCCGCCUCAAAGCUGCCUACUCUUGGACUCAAAGACAAUUUACAGAAUGCACACUGUGAGAUGGAAAGCAAUGAACCGGUGCACAAAGGUCUGCUGUUUUCCCCUAGUGAAAAUCACACAGCCUCAAAAGUACUCGAUGACAUCACUGUUCCUGUGAAAGACAGCACCCCGUCCGAUCCUCAGUCCAGCAGAUCAAAACUUACAGGCAGCCCAAGUCAAGUUUCCUGCCUUAGAGAGGUCAAGGCCUCACCCUCCAAACUGCUCAAGUUUCUUAAGAUACCCACUCUUGGAGAACGUACUACAGUAACUAAUCCACCUCGUCUCAGUCCUCAAUUGACGCGUAGCUCAAAGAUUCCUUGCCGAAGCAACAAUUAUGAGGUACACCAGUCGCCUGUAGCCACACGAAAGGCCACCACAACGGAAAGGCAAAGACAGCUGCCUGCUUCUAAAUCAGAGUCUCAAUCUGCACCAACAUCUCCACCCCAGCCUGAAGAUGUUCCCACACCACUGGCAAAGGAUCUUAGCUCUGGUAUACCUAAAACAAGUCGUGUAGCCAAACCUACUCAAAGUUCUCACGUUCAGAAGACCCCUCUGAAAAUAUCCCAUUAUGAAAACGUCUCCGAUCUCUCCAAAACAUGUGCUACCGAUGUGUCCCAGUUACUGGGAGAAGUGAGUUCAUCUCUUUGCAAUACCAGUUCUAGUAGUGAAGCGGUAAAAGGGAAGCAGUCAACGUUUGCAAUAGAGCGGCCAACAAGUCUUGAGCAGAAAGAGACCUCACCAGAAUGUAAUUCUUCAGAUCAAGAGGACAGCUCGGAGAGCCCCGUGUGGCAUAAGCAAGUUAAUCACCGGAGUCUGCCUAGUCAGUCAACAUCCCAGAAAGCUCAGACUGGGAUCAGUAUGCGGUCCAGAAGCCAAGAGAAAAAUGAAAUGGAUAAUGAUCCACCCAGCACAGAAUCACCUUUUAAAAGGAACGAUCCACCACCUGUUCCUAAAAAAUCAGGGAUUGGUAGACAUUCAGGUGAAUCAAGUCAUUCGUUUAAAGAAAGGUUGGCUGCGCUUGGCAAGUUAAGGAACCCGGAGGAAUCAACAGCUUGUUCUCAGCUUGCAGAAAGGAAAGAAUUUCAGUCCACUGCAGGUAUGGCAACACGUAGCCAAGAUAAAAUCAAAACUGCUGACAAAAAUUCUGAUUGUAAAUCAGGAGAAUAUAGACUUAUGAAAAAUACCGAACCCACUGAUGAAAAGUCAUAUCAUUCAAGUCAUCUUGAUGGUGCUAUCUCGAAACAACAAGGGUCCUUUCAGCAUGGUGAGCAAGCAGUCAGAUCUCUUCCCUCCAGCUCAUUAGUAUCUAAACUUGAAAUUGAUACUUCAAGAUCAUUCUUAGCCAAGCAAGAAAGUCCAAAAUCGAAGAUGCAUCCACCAUCUUCCAACUUAGAGGCUGCACAAGCCUUGCGCAGCUAUGUUAAAAGUACAACACCACAUAGCCUUUCAUAUAAUGGAAAAAACAUCACCGGUCCCCACAGUGGCAGCCCCAAUAAAAUACCACUUAAGUCACCAACGAAAACUGUACCACCAUCUAUGAACCGAGAUGGGAAACCUACCCAAGAGUUUCAGAGGUACAUGUCCAAAUCUGAAGAUAGAAGCCAUCUCAGGGCCAAUAAGAAGAAGAAUUCUACCUACGGAGAGAGUCUUCCUCCUCCACCUCCAAGGCCGGUAGAAGUAGCCGAAGAGAAGAGACACUCUGCCCCCAGUCCUCAAUCUUCUAUUGAGCAGAAGGUCAUGAAGGGCAUCGAGGAAAAUAUGUUAAAAUUGCAAGAACAAGAUAAAGGGCAAAUGGCUGAAGUCAAGCAAAAGGCUUCCAACGGCAUUGCCAACUGGUUUGGUCUGAGAAAAAGCAAGCUGCCAGCUCUUAGCCGAAAACCAGAAGGAUCGAAAGUGAAAGAUGACAAGAGAGAAUGGAAACUCAAUAUAUCUUCGGUGGGCAAGGAUUCCAAAGGAGCAGCUAGGAAAACCGACGGUGAGAGCUUGAAUAUUUCUAUGCUAAUUGAGAAAGCCGAGGGCUUACAUAAGGCUCUUGAAGAAGAAAGGGCUUAUGUCAAUGGAGUGGCUUUGGACCGACAAGGAAAAGGACAUUCCUGUGAGGUGGUGAUGGACCAGGCACAAGGACAGCUGUCUGUGAUGUAUAGGGGAGUGCCAUCUGACAACUUCAUGCAACAACUGCUGAACCGGGUUGAUGGGAAGGACACAGGAGCCAUCAGCAUGGCACAUAGACGCCUCUCAUUUGACUGUAAAUCCAGACCUGUAUUCAGUCACCAGAGUUCUGGCAUAGGCAGUCAGACACGAAGCAGUGAUGACAUGGAAAAGGUUUCUACUUUAUUGAGGAAAGAUGUUACAUCAGAUGACAACCUGGCUGAGAACAUUCAUCAUGAACACUUUGCAGGUUCUGGAAUCUCCACACACACUCUUGACAGUGGCAUCGGCACAUUCCCGCUUCCCGACUACAGUGCGAAUGCUGGUUGCAAAAGCAUUCCCAAAGGAAAGUGCCACGGGGAGAGUGACCCUUCUCAUCUCCAGGGAAAACAUGGCUCAGGGAUGAAAAUUUCCCACAAGGCAUGGACUUUGGAGAGAGAGCUGUCCUCUUUAGAAGAGGAUUAUAUGGGGAGUCAGGAUAUAGACCAUCACACCAGCACGCUGGAAAACAAGAUUCCAACCAGCCAGAUUGCAAGCAUUGUUCAUGAUGGCACUGAUAUCUGUGGAGCGCCUAUGAAAUUAAGCCCUACUAAAAACUGGACGUUUCCUAACCUCCAAGCAUCGGCAGAGCCAUCUGAGGUUUAUCUUGGUGUUGGAGACGGUGUGGAGCCAGUCAGUCAUAAAAGCUCUUUUAAGAGGCGCAACAAGACUAGUGACCCCAUAAGCAACCGAGAAGGUGACCCGAGAAGUCUUCCUCAACCCGUCCAGGCACGUAGAGGCAAAAGUCGUAUUCCUGCUAAUCCAGAGAUGGUGAGGGACACGGGUCUAGAGUUGGUGAGAGAGAGACCGGAUGACGGUCUGUCUCCAAGCCAUCCCCAAGUCCUCGAGACCCCCGAGUCACUGAGUGACUCUCUCUACGACAGCCUCUCCUCCUGUGGUAGUCAAGGCUAAAACUGACUGAACGAUAACCAGGUACCAACCGUUUUUGUAAACCUGAUUUUUGAGAUGCUUCUCACACAUCAGACAUUUUUAAAAGGUGGAUACUUUUUUUGGACCGAGCAAGCGCACAUGUUACCCCUACACUUAAUACCCAUGUUUCUAUCUGCGAUAUCCUAAUGGAGGGAAGGACUUUUACGGUGUGUUCGUAGUGAUCUCAUUUUUGAACCAUUUUACCAAAUCUGUCACCUCAUUUGUGUUCUCUAUUUCAAGUGGUAGCAAGGUAGUGACGUUCAACUCAUGACAUUAUUAUUAAAUUAGCUUCGAAGACCAAGGUCUCAGUUCAUCGCAACAGUCUUCCAGUUUCUAACUCGCAGAAUGUUCUGGUAUUCUCAUGCAACAUCCGUGCACAUCCUUUGGUAACAUUUGUGUAAAGUUAUUGGAAAGUGAAUGUUAAUAUAUGUGAUUUUUUUAUUAAUUUAAUAUGCAUAUUUCAUGAAAAUAAGAAAAAAACAAAUUUGUUUAAAACUUGCAUUUUAGGCUUUUGUUUGCUUCAUUGUGUUGUAUGUGAGAAAAAAACGUGUAGCAGCAACACAAAUGCUAUCCAUGUAAGACAGAGCUACAGUGUUCCGCAGUAAAUUGUUAUUUACAUUUUUAUUUAUUUAUUUUCUUUGAAUUGUGUGGUAAGACAAGACCACAUUUUAUUGGUUACUCUGUUGAAAUAUGUAUCGUGCCUGGGUUUUUGUGUUUCUUUGUGUCUAUGGGUUAGUUUGUUCCCCAAAUUAUUACUAUUUUUUUAAACAUUGAUUUAAAAUUGUGACCCAUGAGCUCAUGACCUAAAUCAAAACUGUGUAUUGUUGGAUCCCGCUGCUUACAAUCACUUAUGUUUAACAAAACCUUCCCAGGAUUGUCCCAGGAUGUUCAGGUUUGGCCAUGGCUGAAUAGGCAACAAAAUGAGCACCCAUUCUCAGCACAUUUUAAAAACAAGGUUUGCAGUUCAUUUACGUAUCUUGUUAAUGUAAUAAUGCUGACUCUGCCUUACACAGCUCUCUAUAGCUGUUAGAAAUGAAGUUUCAUUUUGUCAAUUACUUGGACUACGCACAGGACUAUUGUUGUGAUAGUCGUGUUUUUCCAUAACCCCAUAUUUUGUUCACUUAAAAUAUUUUGCUGCCAUUUUUCCUCAAUAAAUCAACCAUAAGAAAAGACUAAUUGGAAACAUUCCUGAACAGACAUACAUUGUUACACAGUCCUUUUUGGCCUAUGUAAAAUUUACAUUUUUUAAAAAGUCCUUUUUAAUCAUAUACGCAUGACACUGUGUUUUGUCACAAAAUCCUGUAUAAUUUUAAGUAGUUUGUGUUAUUCUCUUAGAUCCCUGAUUUGCUUGCCAUUAUAACAUUUUGUUAUUUACUUUGUUGUAAUUGUCAGGAAUAUUUUAUAUUAGUUUGGUAUGUUUACAAAAGAAUUUAUGAUGAAGUUGUUAAUAUAUCUGUAAAAUGUUUAUAUAAGGUGCUGAUUUUUGUUUUCACUCUGUCCUGCAAAAGCCAUAAAUGUGUUUUCAUAAUCUCCUUUCUAAGCAAUCGCCAUCACACAUGCAAGUCAAUAAAUCCAUUUUAAGUAUA